Molecule: messenger RNA, 3911 nt
Organism: Camelus dromedarius (Arabian camel)
Lineage: Eukaryota; Metazoa; Chordata; Mammalia; Artiodactyla; Camelidae
Gene: GABRA2
Product: gamma-aminobutyric acid type A receptor subunit alpha2
Exons: 11
Coding region: 879-1982 (367 amino acids)
Biological process (GO): chloride transmembrane transport; synaptic transmission, GABAergic; signal transduction
Cellular component (GO): dendrite membrane; plasma membrane; GABA-A receptor complex
Molecular function (GO): GABA-A receptor activity; benzodiazepine receptor activity; GABA-gated chloride ion channel activity
Source: RefSeq, a predicted model, not a curated record
UCCCAGGCCUGGCUCCUCCUACUCCAGGCGUGGGGCUCGUGCCCGCUGCUGCCUGCGCGCACCGCGCCGCUGCUCGCAUCCCCCCCACCCCUCCCGCUCCUGCCAACGCUUCCCCCUCCUCCUCUUCCUCCUCCUCCGCCCAUCACCGCCACUACGGACGCCUUCGCCUCCUUCUACUCCUCGCGCCGCCGCUGCCACCGCUCCUCACGCUCUCCUUCGGCUUCCAUCAGCUCAUCGCUCCCCGCUCGCCCGGCUGCUGCAAUCUCUCUCUCUCUCUCCCUCUCUCCCUCUCUCCCUCAAUCUCUCUCCCUCAAUCUCUCUCUCUCUCUCUCUCUCUCUCUCUCUCUCUCUCUCUCUCUCUCUCUCUCUCUCAAGUUUCCUAUCUAUUCGAGAUCAGGGCAAAGGGAGGAAAACACCCAGUUCUGCUUGCUGUUUCUGACUUUACAAAGAGUGGCGAUGAAGACGAAACUGAACGUCCACAGCAUGCAGUUGCUGCUUCUUGUUUUCUUGGUGUGGGACCCAGCCAGAGACCAGUCAGGAGGGGUCCUCCUCCAAGGCUUUCUGCAGCUGUGUGUGUGCUGCUGAUCCUCCCAGAGCCCACCUCCACCUCCUGGCUACAUUGGAGCCUGGCACACAGCCAGCGGAGUUUCCCUGAUGUCUAUAUUGCACUUGGCCAUUGGGUGGAGGUAUACCCAAAGUUGGUGCUGGCUAACAUCCAAGAAGAUGAGGCUAAAAAUAACAUUACCAUCUUUACAAGAAUUCUAGACAGACUUCUGGAUGGUUACGAUAAUCGGCUUAGACCAGGACUGGGAGACAGUAUUACUGAAGUCUUCACUAACAUCUACGUGACCAGUUUUGGCCCUGUCUCAGAUACAGAUAUGGAAUAUACAAUAGAUGUUUUCUUUCGACAAAAAUGGAAAGAUGAACGGUUAAAAUUUAAAGGUCCUAUGAACAUCCUUCGACUUAACAAUUUAAUGGCCAGCAAAAUCUGGACUCCAGAUACCUUCUUCCACAAUGGGAAAAAAUCGGUAGCUCAUAAUAUGACAAUGCCAAAUAAGCUUCUUCGAAUCCAGGAUGAUGGGACUCUGCUGUACACAAUGAGGCUUACGGUUCAAGCUGAAUGUCCAAUGCACUUGGAGGAUUUUCCAAUGGAUGCUCACUCAUGUCCUCUGAAAUUUGGCAGCUAUGCAUAUACAACCUCAGAGGUCACUUAUAUUUGGACAUACAAUGCAUCUGAUUCAGUACAAGUUGCUCCUGAUGGCUCCAGGUUAAAUCAAUAUGAUCUGCUGGGCCAAUCAAUUGGGAAGGAGACAAUUAAAUCUAGUACAGGUGAAUAUACUGUAAUGACAGCUCAUUUCCACUUGAAAAGAAAAAUUGGGUAUUUUGUGAUUCAGACAUAUCUGCCUUGCAUCAUGACUGUCAUUCUCUCCCAAGUGUCAUUCUGGCUUAACAGAGAAUCUGUGCCUGCAAGAACUGUGUUUGGAGUAACAACUGUUCUAACGAUGACAACACUAAGCAUCAGUGCUCGGAAUUCUCUCCCCAAAGUGGCUUAUGCAACUGCCAUGGACUGGUUUAUUGCUGUGUGUUAUGCAUUUGUGUUCUCUGCCCUAAUUGAAUUUGCAACUGUUAAUUACUUCACCAAAAGAGGAUGGGCUUGGGAUGGGAAGAGUGUAGUAAAUGACAAGAAAAAAGAAAAAGCCUCUGUCAUGAUACAAAACAAUGCUUAUGCGGUGGCUGUUGCCAAUUAUGCCCCGAACCUUUCAAAAGACCCAGUUCUCUCCACCAUCUCCAAGAGUGCAACCACGCCUGAACCCAGCAAGAAGCCGGAAAACAAGCCAGCGGAAGCCAAGAAAACCUUCAACAGCGUUAGCAAAAUUGACAGAAUGUCUAGAAUAGUUUUCCCAGUUUUGUUUGGUACAUUUAAUUUAGUUUACUGGGCUACGUAUUUAAACAGAGAACCUGUAUUAGGGGUCAGUCCUUGAAUUUAGACACAGGUUGACUUUGGGAUGUACAGCAACAUUAAACCUGGUUUGUUUUGCCAUGUACAGUCUGACUAAUAACUGCUAAUUUGUGAACCAACAUGUACAGUAUGUAUAUAGCUAUCUAGCUCAUAGACCUCUAAUGGAGACAUGCAUUUGCGAAACUCGUGGAACUGCAGGCAGAAAGCACCCCACGCCCAAAGAGCCAUUGCCUUUUUUUUAAAGAUUUAACCCUAGCAAUUGGUUUAAAGUGCAUUUCAGAUGACCUGAUUUAUUUCCUCUUCUUCUAAUAGCAAUGAGAAUGGAGAUCCUAUACCACAAUUUCUGGACCCUUUUGAUUUAGGUCUUAAAUAGGAGUAUUUUCUACUGUUGCUUAACUAUAAUGUAAGAUAACAUUGUCUUUCCAAGACAAAGCCCUCUAAAUAACAGAACCUCAUAUCUGCAACAUCAGUUCCCUUCCUGAGUGCUCAGAAGCCCUGCUAGUAUAAUUGGAAGCUUAGCACACAUCAGAAGAAAAACUAGAGAUUUGAAAUCAGCUUCUAAUUACUCUGUAUAGUAUCUAUAACCAUGUACAUAUUACAGCAUGACAAAUUCAAAUAAUUAUCAGUCACCCUAACAGGAUGUUCAUUAUGUCUAGACUUUAAUAACUAUCGGAAUGUCAUGGUCAUCACGUUUUUAGCAUCAGAAUUUAUUUGAAAGUAAUAAUUGAAAUCCUACAGAUUAUUUUAAUCAUUGGAAACUACCUUAAAUUAAAAAAAAAAGGACAAUAAAUAUGUCUUACUCUUUCCAGGUAUGUGUUGCAUUGAAAUUGAUCAGCUAAAUUUUCUUGGUGCUGGAGACUGGAACAAGUAUCCAGUUUGGCUGCUGUGGAGCAAAAUUCAUAUUGGAUUAGAAAAGUGUGCCAAGAACUCCCACUGAUGAGAAUUCAUAGGUGUCACAGAAUAUAGACGAGCACUUAUACGAUUCUCUCCUUUCCUGUUUACUGCAAAUUCUGCCUUAAGGCUUCUUUUCAUCAGGACUCAGAAGCCACUCAUUAUAAAGGAAAGGGCAGUUAAUUGGCACAUUUUUCUGUCUUGAAAGCAGCUCUUUCAGAUAAGAAUUAAUGUAAAUCUGCUUUUGUAAAUUGCAACUUUAAAUUCCGCUGACUCAAAUUUACAGCUUUGUAUACCAGAAGAGGUUUUGGUAAGAGUUGAACAUUUUUAACCUGAAACUUUAAAGCAUCACUAACAGAUUGAGGAUUAGUUCACAUGCACAAACACUUCUCUCUCUCUCACACACAAACACACACACACUCACAAGAACACACACACACACACAAUUAGCUAAAUUAGGACACAUACACAAACGUAGCUAAAUUAGAAACCAAAAUUUUCAAUUUUAUAUAAUUACUAAUUAUUAAUGGAUAAAAUUCAUUUUUCUUUUAACAUUUAAAAAAUACUCUCUAUCUCCCUGAAAUAUGUUAAUAGAAGUUAACAAUUGUGUCUUAUGCCUAGAUGCAACAUUUUUGGCAAACUUAAAAUCCUUCGACUCACAUAUACAUUAGCAGUUAUUAGUUGACUUUUACUAAUAGAUACACCUUUCUGAUGGUGUUUUUGUAGAAACAUAAGUAGUCAAAUAGUGGCAUUUCUUGCAGUUUUGUACAGUAUUUCAGUAUAGUGCAUAAAUAGGUAUGUUCAUAAAAUCAGUAAAAGGAUUAUCCUAUGGAAAUAAGCAAAAUCACAACAAAAACUGCUAUUCCUUUGCCUCAUUUAAAUUUUUUUUUCAUUUUCCUUGUUUCAGUGUGAUUCUAUUAUGUGCUUUGCAUGAUUGUAUUAAUACCAAGGUCACAAAUGCAUCUUAUGAGCAGAAUUUGCCAUGAAGACAGCUUUGAUAUUAAAAAUUCCCUCACAAAAGGAAAUCCAUAACCCUUAAUAAAAUAAACUUGCAACAUGA